Molecule: messenger RNA, 534 nt
Organism: Coffea arabica (coffee)
Lineage: Eukaryota; Viridiplantae; Streptophyta; Magnoliopsida; Gentianales; Rubiaceae
Source: RefSeq, a predicted model, not a curated record
AUGGACCUCACCGGACAAAGCACUGCACAAUUGAACUCCAGGCAAAGAAAAAAAGGGUACAGAAGAAGCUCGCAGCAAAGACGCAAUUCCACUGGACAGGAAGGAGAAGAAGGCUUACAGCGAAAGAAGAGGGAGAGAAAAAGGCGAACGGCACAAGAUCCUAAACCAGCAACCAACAGCGAAGACGGCACCUCUUUGUCAAAGAAAGAGAAAGAGGAGCUGCAAAGAGAGAGCAGCGGGGCAGCAGAAGCACAUGGGAUACUGGCAGCGAGGCCAGGUGGGAAGCUAACGCGCAAGGCGCGAAGGACUGAAUGCUUCCAAUCCACAUGCCGGGCACGUGAGAGGGGAGCUGCAAAGAGAAGCAGCGGGGCAGCGAGGAAUACUGGCAGCGAGGGCAGCAGAAGCACAUGGAUACUGGCUGACAGAAGAAAGAGAAAGAGGAGCUGCAAAGAGAAGCAGCGGGGCAGCAGAAGCACAUGGGAUACUGGCAGCGAGGCCAGGUGGGAAGCUAACGCGCAAGGCGCGAAGGACUGA